CGUCGUGGUGCGAGUGCGUCUAUAUGCUGGAGGUAAGAGUGCGAUAGGCGGGUAUAAUAUCGUCUCGUGCUUCACCUAUUCUAAUCACGUGAUGCGUUCCCUCUCCACACCGCCCCUACUAGCCAGCAACCUCCCCCAGCCCGCACCUACUCUCCCAACCCCGCAACCUCACUCGACACUGGAUUCUACAUCAGACUCUCUCCGCAACCAUGCCGAUUACAAUAGAGGAAUACCUUGAGGCUACAGUCGAAUUCCACGCCAUGUACAAGAAGUGCGAAGAUGAGCACCAAGCCAGAUACAACGCGCUGAUGGCGGGGUUUCUAUUGUUCGCGUACGGCGUAUACGGAGAGUUCCAGAAAAUCCGUUCAGAGGUCCAAGAAGUAGCGCAAAAAUUCAAAGGUCUAGACCAAUAUCAUGCAGAGCUAGAGAGAGACAUAGAGGCCUCAAUGGAACUACUCUUUCUACGCGCUAGCAAAGGGUGUGCGGAGGCCGCAUAUAAGGGACUGCUUGUUGCCGGCACGGCUAGUUUCCUGGAACCCAGCCAGGAUCUCAUUGCGUUGCAGACAGACGCGCGCCGCUUCGACAAGACUACACGGGAUCCCGUUGUGCCCGAAGAUAAAGUGAAUUGCGCGCAACUGCUUGAGAGGCUAGGUACUAAGAGAGAGACGGCCGCCAAACUUGUCGAGAACCAGUCCUUCAAUCUGGAGACGAACCUCCCCCUAUUGGAAAAUGUCGUCCUCGUGUCCAACGUGUCGAUUGCGCAUGGUUGCGAUCCACAGAUAGGUCAGUCGAACGCCGCGACGGCAACGGGCUCCCCGAAGGGUAAAGACAAGGAGAAGGACGCCAAUCUCGACCCCAAAACACCUUCGGCGACCCAGGCACCUCAAGAGCCGACAGGACUUGGAGAGCAACAUAAACAACAGGCAGUGUCGGUUAGUGCUGCAAAGGCUGUUCAGGGGACCAAGACUGCUCAAUACGGCCUGCAGACUGCCGCCCUCGAUGAGCCGAAGGCGCCAACGACAACAGGCAAUCUGUCGGGAGUAGGAACGUCGUUGGGAGUGGGAGCUUCGUCGACAACGGGUGCAGUUGGUGGGUCGCCGAAUAAACGCUCCACACCCUCUCCUUCAGACCCCCGGGGGCCACCGGAGCGCCCUGCUUCGAAGAGGGUCAGGACGGGGAACAAGCUUGCGCGUAAAAUUCUCUAGUCGCUGCACACAGCCAGAAACGGAGGUCAAAGAGGAACGCACACACACACAUGAGAACUGACGUCGAGAAGACGUGUCGUGAACACUGACCAUUGGGCAGUCAAACUAAGGUCAAACUGGAUGAUGGGGUCGUCGGUCAAUGAGGGCAGGCAAGUCGAC
Westerdykella ornata is the source of this 1364-nucleotide messenger RNA. RefSeq lists its product as uncharacterized. The coding region runs from base 210 to 1205 and encodes 331 amino acids. The transcript has a single exon. Lineage: Eukaryota; Fungi; Ascomycota; Dothideomycetes; Pleosporales; Sporormiaceae. The record is from RefSeq and is a predicted model, not a curated record.